UUAUAUAUUCCAAUGUAGAUUUCUUUUCCUCUUCCUUGUUUGGGUUACUAUAUUAAGUAGACCUCCAGUGAUUACUUCACACAUCCUGGCCAACUUGUUUCCAGUCAGUAAACUAACAACAAACAAGGACAAUGAACGGUCUAACACUAGCAGUUAUUGUCACGCUUUGUGUCGGUGCGACCUUUGCCACCAGUUACCGCACACAGGACGAUGAUUGGAGCCUGUUCCCCCACGGGUCAGUCAGGAAUGGUCAUUUGGUCACUGGAUACUCUGGAGUGGUCAGAAAUGGCUUUGUUGGAUCUAGAUCUGUACAUCCAGGAUAUGUAAGGAAUGGUUUCCUCGGAGUAGGACAGGUUGGGAAUGCCUAUGUCGGAUCUGGACUGUCGAGGGUUUUAGGACACCGUGAUACAGUGAUGUACCCUACACAUGACCAACACUCCGGGAGACGUUACAGACGUUCAACCGGAGACUACUCCACAAGCACAUUUGACGCAUAUAGACGUUACCCGGAUGUAUACCCGAGGAACCCGGAUGUGUAUCCAAGAUACCCAAGCAGAUAUCCUGGAAGACCAGUGUAUGGACAACGAGUAGCGUACUAGAAGACCAGCAUGCUUGUAACACGGACGAUGAAUCUUUAAGACUAUACAUGCUCAUCCAUUCGACAAAAUCCAUUAUUUGUAAUGCUAUUGAUAUGUGAUAUAUUAAAAUAAUUAAAGCGCAAAAUUGA
Messenger RNA from Pecten maximus, 727 nucleotides. RefSeq lists its product as uncharacterized. The coding region runs from base 132 to 599 and encodes 155 amino acids. The transcript has 5 exons. The record is from RefSeq and is a predicted model, not a curated record. Lineage: Eukaryota; Metazoa; Mollusca; Bivalvia; Pectinida; Pectinidae.